Messenger RNA from Camellia sinensis, 855 nucleotides. Its product is annotated as pathogenesis-related protein PR-4. The record is from RefSeq and is a predicted model, not a curated record. Gene Ontology annotation, molecular function: chitin binding; RNA nuclease activity. Gene Ontology annotation, biological process: defense response to fungus; defense response to bacterium. Lineage: Eukaryota; Viridiplantae; Streptophyta; Magnoliopsida; Ericales; Theaceae.
AUUCUUCAUAUCAUGCAACCCAAACUAGAUACAAACAUGGCAAAGAUAGGCUUAUCCAUGGCAUUGAUCAUGGUCUUCCCCUUCCUUCUAGCAUUAGCCACUGCCCAACAAUGUGGUAGCCAAGCCGGUGGCCAAACUUGCGCUAACAACCUUUGUUGUAGCCAGUACGGUUAUUGUGGGACAACCGAUGACUAUUGUUCACCUUCCAAAGGUUGCCAGAGUAAUUGCCAAACCGGUGGCGGUGGUGCUAGCGGUGAAAGCGCUGCUAAUGUUAGGGCUACGUACCACUAUUACUAUCCUCAGCAAAAUGGAUGGGACUUGAAUGCAGUAAGCGCUUACUGCUCGACUUGGGAUGCUAAUAAGCCCCUGGCAUGGCGGAGCAAGUAUGGAUGGACUGCCUUUUGUGGACCAGUUGGGGCUCAUGGCCAGGCAUCUUGUGGCAAGUGCCUUAGGGUGACAAACACAGGCACAGGAGCUCAGCAAACAGUGAGAAUAGUGGAUCAGUGUAGCAAUGGAGGGCUAGAUUUGGACUCUGGUGUGUUCAACAAACUUGACACUGAUGGAAAGGGCUAUGCACAAGGCCAUCUCACUGUCAACUACCAGUUUGUUGAUUGUGGUGACUAAUUAAUUAAUUACAAAUAUUAUUAUUAUUAUUGGGAUAAUAAUUAAUAUUUGUGCUUAAUUUAUAAGUAACUAAAGUCUUUUAUAUAUAGGAGAUAUGUGGUGAAGAGCUUCUCCAAUAAUAAUUGAAAUCACUUCGUUGUUUGUUGUUGUUGUUAUUGUUGUUUUAAUUAGUUCAAGUAUUAAUAAAUAAACAUAUAUAACAACAUGUUUUGAGAAGUGUUCAGUUUUCUA